CUAUACACUGCACGAAAAAGAGUUGUCACUGCGGUGUCCGCGAGAAUUUUCGCACGGUUCGUGAUAUUGAAUCAAAACAGCGAAGGGGCUGACUCUGGCUGUCGCUUUGACUCAUAAAUAAAACUGCAAACAUUGUGUGCGUGGAUCGCGAAUUAUUAUGUGUCUGCGAUAAGACAGCGUUCGACAAGAGAAAAGAUUCCCUUUCUAGAAUUGGACCGUGAGCCGCGCUAAAACAGAGAGGACCGCUGGGAGUGACGACCGUUAAGAUGCAAGGAUCGCCGGACGCCAAGAAGCCCUGCAAGGGGAUCCUGAAGACAUCGAGUAGCUUCGACAAACAUUCAGCGGCUGCCAGUCGUAGGAAAAGUGCAAAAUUCGACGAACUGAACGUCCUGCAGACAUACCAUCCGCCCGACAAGGACUACGGCCACAUGAAGAUAGAGGAGCCCAAGACCCCGUACAACUACGAGGACCCAGACCUAAACAACGUCGACCAGCUGGACGCUGACCUCUUAGCCGAAAAGUUGCGGGUGGCGGCCGAUUCUCGAACGUCUUCCAACGAGGAUUCAUCAGAGGACGAGGAGGAGACCGAGGAGCAGAGAGCUCGUCGAUUAGAAUUUGAAAGACGUCGUAAAGCUCACUACAAUGAAUUUGAAGCGGUUAAACUCGCACGGAAGCUUAUAGAAGAGGAGGAUGACGAGGACGAAGAUGAAGAAAAGGCAAGCAAUAAAUUACCAGAAGACAAUGACGAGAAUGGCGGUAGUGAUAAGGAUCACAUGGACACCGAGGAAAAAGAAGAUGCUCAAAAUACUUCGCCAUCUUCAGAACACUAGGUUAUGUUUUAAAUCAUGCAAUAAAAAUAAUCAACAACAGCAACAUCAACAACAAAACAACAAUAAGCUUAAAAUAUUAAUUGAAACCAAGAUGAAAGAAAGGAAUAAUAACAAUUGCAAGAAAUACAAUUAUCAGUUUUUAAGCAAUAUAAAUCAGAAUCUUAAAAUUAGUUUAUUUUAUCAAGGAACUUUUUUAAUAAGUAAAAUACUGAAAACAUAUUUUUGUGGUAUUUUUACCAUAGUGCCACAUUUAUAUAAAACUUUUUUAAUUUAUUUGUAAUACUUAAAGACAAGCUGUCUGACCUGAAUUUCUUCUACAUCGCGGUAUGAAAUCUAGAGAAUAUUUCUUAUUUUUUUAAAAAAAGAGCGGGAAAAUUGCAGAAAGAACCCAGUCAUCUCUCAUUCUUUUCUACGUUUAUUUAAACGAGUCAUCGUCAUUCUACUCAUACAUAUAUGCUUCCAUACAAUCAGUCCAGAGUUGAAGAACAAUUUCAUUGAUUUGACUGUUAAGUAAAUGAUAAUAUUAAUUGUAGUAAUAAAAGGAAACCUAAGCAACAGAUUGAACAAUUAAAGAAGGCAAAUGAAACGACGAUGUUUAUGUUUAUUCAAAAUAAAAGAUACAGUUAUGCAUUCUGUAUUGAUUAAUGUGAUUGUAUUAGCUGACAACUGUUAAACUGUUGUUUUAGUGAUUAUAGUGUAUUUUGAAAGGAGAAA
Molecule: messenger RNA, 1544 nt
Organism: Hermetia illucens (black soldier fly)
Lineage: Eukaryota; Metazoa; Arthropoda; Insecta; Diptera; Stratiomyidae
Gene: I-2
Product: protein phosphatase inhibitor 2
Exons: 5
Coding region: 267-830 (187 amino acids)
Biological process (GO): regulation of signal transduction
Molecular function (GO): protein phosphatase inhibitor activity
Source: RefSeq, a predicted model, not a curated record